UACACAGCACAGCACAAUUAAAUAUGUCGUCGGAAAAGCCCACAACAUCAAAGGAGUCGUUUGAUGUAUUCUAUGAAGAAGUUAAAGAAAUUGAAAAACGUGAUUCCGUUUUAACAUCUUCUCAACAAAUUGAUCGUUUACUUCGUCCAGGUUCGACAUACUUCAAUCUCAACCCCUUCGAAGUGCUGCAAAUUGAACCGGAGGUACCAAUUGAUCAGAUUAAGAAGCGUUACCGUCAACUAUCAAUACUCGUGCAUCCGGACAAGAAUCAAGAUGACAAAGAGAGGGCACAAAAGGCAUUCGAAAUCAUCAAUCGGGCAUGGAAAAUACUAGAGAAUGAAGUUACCCGCAAAAAAUGUUUGGAUGUCUAUGAGGAGGCUAAGGAACGAACCGAUCAUAUGAUUGCUGAGAAACGCAAAAAAAUCAAAAAAGAAAAUCGCUUCGAGACAAUACCAGAAGAUGAUCCCGCCAAAUACAAACAUGCCAUUUACGUUAUGGUUAUGAAAUUAUUUGCCGAUAUGGAGCGUAGGCGACAACAAUUGGAUCAACGUGAUCAGGAAGAACGCAAACGUAAGCGUGAAGCCGAAAUCGAAGAGGAAGAACGGAUAAAAGCCGAUCGAGAAUGGCAGAAAAAUUUCGAAGAGUCCCGCCAGAGUCGUGUAAAUAGUUGGCAUGAUUUUCAAGCGGGUAAAUCGAAAAAAGCUAAAAAACAAAAGCGUAUGCAGGGUCUGAUGGUACCACCGAAAUUUAAGCCCGAGUCACGAUAA
Molecule: messenger RNA, 767 nt
Organism: Musca vetustissima
Lineage: Eukaryota; Metazoa; Arthropoda; Insecta; Diptera; Muscidae
Product: dnaJ homolog subfamily C member 8
Exons: 3
Coding region: 24-767 (247 amino acids)
Cellular component (GO): nucleus
Source: RefSeq, a predicted model, not a curated record